Molecule: messenger RNA, 996 nt
Organism: Gossypium arboreum
Lineage: Eukaryota; Viridiplantae; Streptophyta; Magnoliopsida; Malvales; Malvaceae
Product: cytosolic sulfotransferase 15-like
Exons: 1
Coding region: 1-996 (331 amino acids)
Biological process (GO): sulfation
Cellular component (GO): cytoplasm
Molecular function (GO): sulfotransferase activity
Source: RefSeq, a predicted model, not a curated record
AUGUGGAGGAGUCCUGGAGAUGAUGAAUUCAAAAGACUGGUGCAAACCUUCCCUAAAGAAAAAAGUUGGACAGCAUCCAAUUUUUAUUUCUAUCAAGGUUUUUGGUGCCCAUCAAUUGUUUUAAGAGCUGUGAUUUCUUUUCAGAAACAUUUCCAAGCAUGUGAUUCUGAUAUUAUCGUCUCUACCUUCCCAAAAUGCGGCACUACUUGGCUUAAAGCAUUGACUUUCUCCACUUUGUACCGCAAUCAGUUUGCAUGGGAUGAAAAUCCGUUGCUCACCUUUGGCCCUCACCAACCUGUUCGUUUCUUGGAGUGUGAUAUUUAUUUGAACAACCCUUUUCCGGAUCUUCAAAAUGUUUGUGUUUAUCAACCAAGGCUUCUUUCUACCCACCUCCCUUACGCUUCAUUGCCGACUUCCAUUAAAGAUUCCAACUCUAAGAUUGUUUUCAUAUGUAGAAACCCCUUGGAUAUGUUUAUAUCUCUUUGGUCUUUCCUCUACAAGCUUGGAGACGAAAGCUUAGAGCCACUUUCAGUAGAUGAAGCAUUUGACAAGUUCUACCAUGGAAUCUAUGCGUAUGGACCAUUUUUUGAUCAUGUACUGGGAUAUUGGAAGGCAAGCCAAGAAAACCCCAACAAAAUAUUGUUUUUGAAAUAUGAAGAUCUUAAGGAAGACAUCAACUCCCACUUGAAAAACUUGGCCAUAUUCUUAGGAGUUCCUUUCACGGAUGAUGAAAAGAAACAAGGAGUUGUGGAAGAAAUAGCGAAAAUUUGUAGCUUUGAAAACUUGAAAGAAGUGGAAGUGAACAAGAAAGGGGUACAUAUUUCUGGAAUUCCACACACAGGUUUUUUUAGGAAAGGAAAAGUGGGAGAUUGGAGCAAUUAUCUCACACCUUUCAUGGUUGAACGUUUAGAGAAGCUUAUUCAAGAAAAAAUGGAUAGCUCAGGUUUAUCAUUUAAUUUGUCCUCCAAAACUUCAAAAGAUAUCACUUCUGCAUGA